AUGACGAUGAGUGCGCGCCACGUGCCGUUCUUGCUGGCCGCUCUGCUGUGCGGCGUGUGCGUGUGUGUGGCGGCUGCGGCGGGUGGUAAGACUCCUAUUCCAGGUUCACCGAAGGUAGGGGUUUCGAAGGCUCGUCUACGGGCUGAUGCUGAAGCACAAGUUAAGUCUGAGAUAAAGACUGCAGAGCUAUUGCUCCAGGAAUCGAAAGCAGCGGUGGAUGCAGCGAAAGAAGCCACGGUUGCAGUGAAGGCCGCCACAAGCGCACUUGGCAAAGUCAAAGAAGCAGCCUCAAGUGCCAAGAAAGCAAAGAGUGAGGCUGAUGCAGUGGCUGCAACAGUGAGGAGUGCAGCUGCAAAGGUUGCAGAUGCACAGAGUGCCACUAAGAGCGCCAAGGCUCACGCUGAGGAAGCCAGGGUGCAAGCUGACGGGGCCGCGGGGAAGGCUGUUAGUGCGAGGAAGGUGGCGGAGAAUGCAGCACAGCAGGCUGCCGGCGCACUGGAAGCGACGGAGCAGGCGGACGCGAAGGCGAGGAAGCUGGCGGAGGAGCUGCAGGGGGCUGCUGGAAGUGCAAAUGCGCCGAAGAGCGACAGAUCGGAGUCAUGGCGCAGUGCCCUGCAGCGCGCUGAGGAGGCGAAGAAUGAGGCCGCGGGGGCGGCAGCGAUGGCGGCGG
This is a messenger RNA of Trypanosoma grayi, 670 nucleotides long. RefSeq lists its product as hypothetical. The annotation marks the transcript as partial. The transcript has a single exon. NCBI's taxonomy places the organism in Eukaryota, Euglenozoa, Kinetoplastea, Trypanosomatida, Trypanosomatidae. The record is from RefSeq and is a predicted model, not a curated record.